This is a messenger RNA of Heterostelium album PN500, 486 nucleotides long. RefSeq lists its product as uncharacterized. The record is from RefSeq and is a predicted model, not a curated record. Gene Ontology annotation, biological process: regulation of DNA-templated transcription; chromatin organization. Bases 1 to 486 code for a protein of 161 amino acids. The transcript is spliced from 2 exons. Lineage: Eukaryota; Evosea; Eumycetozoa; Acytosteliales; Acytosteliaceae. Gene Ontology annotation, cellular component: NuA4 histone acetyltransferase complex; nucleus.
AUGACAGAAAAGAAUAAAGAUUUACCAAAGAAAGUUGGACCUAAACCAUUGUCUUCGUUGAAGAAGAAACCAAGGGAUCACGAUGAAGAUGAAAGAAUGGGUUAUUCUACAACUACAACAACAACUACAAGCAAUGCCAGUAAUGCUUUCAGUGGUGGUGGUGGUAGUGGUAGUAGUAGUGCUGCCAACAAAAGAAAGAGAAUACCUUCCGACUCUUCCAAUACACCUUCACAUUUGAAUGGUAUUGAUAUAGUGAUACCCGACAUCCUCAAGAAACAACUGGUAGAUGAUUGGGCAAGUGUAAAUAAUGAUAAAUCUGUAAUGUAUACAUCAGUAGGUGUGCUACUAUUAUACAAAUUCGAAAGACCGCAAUAUGGUGAAAUGUUAAAGUGUUAUCCGAAUAAGCCAAUGUCAGAGAUAUAUGGUGCAGAGCACUUGUUAAGAUUAUUUGGUAAGAUUGCUAUUGGUUUUAUAAAUCCUUUCUAA